Coffea arabica (coffee) is the source of this 538-nucleotide messenger RNA. Its product is annotated as major allergen Pru ar 1-like. NCBI's taxonomy places the organism in Eukaryota, Viridiplantae, Streptophyta, Magnoliopsida, Gentianales, Rubiaceae. Gene Ontology annotation, molecular function: abscisic acid binding; signaling receptor activity; protein phosphatase inhibitor activity. Gene Ontology annotation, biological process: abscisic acid-activated signaling pathway; defense response. The record is from RefSeq and is a predicted model, not a curated record. Gene Ontology annotation, cellular component: nucleus; cytoplasm.
AUGGGUGUUACAACUUUGAAUGAGGAAUCUACUUCCCCAAUCGCCCCUAAAAGAAUCUUCAAAGCCUCCAUUGUAGACUCCCACAAUUUAAUCCCAAAACUCAUGCCACAAGUCAUUAAGAGCAUUGAAAUCACCCAGGGUAAUGGUGGAGCAGGAAGCAUUAAGCAAAUUAACUUUGCUGAAGGCAGCCAUUUUAAAUCUUUGACGUACCAGAUUGAUGAGCUCAACCAAGAAACUUACACCUACAACUACACAUUGAUUGAAGGCGGUGCAUUGACAGAAAACCUUGAGAAAAUCACUUAUGAGGUCAAGUUUGAGCCAACUCCAGAAGGUGGUUCUGUCUCCAAGGUGACUAGCAAGUACUACACCAAAGGAGAUUUCUCACUCAAAGAAGAAGAUAUCAAAGCAGGCAAAGAAAAAGUUGUGGGAAUGUACAAGGUUGUGGAGGCCUAUCUCAUCGAAAAUCCUGAUGCCUAUGCCUAAUCAUCUUUCAAGAUUUGCUGAUUUAUCUCUCAAUUUCCCUAUUGGGGUUCUUUUC